AUGAAGAGCAAGGUCAGCAGAGGGCAUGGCAAAUGGGAACCUGUUCACAUUUUAACUAAGUACCUACCUAAAUUUGAUAGGUACUUUUAUAAUCUAUUAGAGUCUCAGGUUUACCCUGGCCUGAACUUACCAUUGAUUCUUCAAUCCUGUAGAGUGGACAACAAGCUCCAAGCUCUAGAAAUACAGUUCAAAGAACUAGACAUCACCAAGGAUAAGCUGGCACAGCAAUUUGAACAACACAGCAAGACUUUGGCAAGCCAAGCGGCCCAAGAUGAAAUAUGGACAGCAGUUCUGGCCCUCGGGUUUACCUCAAUGGAACUGAAUAUUUUAUACAGCUAUGUCAUUGAAGUUCUUAUUUGCUUGCAUAUUCAAGUGCUUCAGAAACUUCCAGAAAUGGUGAGAAAUCUUCCGACCUUAGCUUCUGUCCUUAGACGAAAAGUCAAGAACAAACAUGUUAAAAUUGUGUGGGAGUCUGUCCUGGAGGAGUAUGGGCUGCAAGAGAGAGAUGUCACAGCACUCUGUACCUUCUUCAUUGCACAUGGUAACAAAGCAGAACACUAUGCUGCCAAUGUAAGACAGAUGUACAUCAAAGAUGUUACGUUCAUGAUCACCAACAUGGUAAAGAACAAGGCUCUGCAGGAUGGUUUGCUUCGGGCUGUUCAGGUCAUUGAGAAGGGGAAAGUGGUGAGGACUAUUGAAAACCAAAGGGCAUCCCUAAAAGAGUUGAUUCCAUCAACCAAAAAUUAACCUGUUACCCUAUGACUCAGCAAUUUCCAUUUCAGUAAUUUGUAUUGCAAAAACAAA
Phodopus roborovskii (desert hamster) is the source of this 804-nucleotide messenger RNA. It is a transcript of the gene Smco1, whose product is annotated as single-pass membrane protein with coiled-coil domains 1. Lineage: Eukaryota; Metazoa; Chordata; Mammalia; Rodentia; Cricetidae. The record is from RefSeq and is a predicted model, not a curated record. Bases 1 to 747 code for a protein of 248 amino acids. The transcript is spliced from 2 exons.